AUGGGAGAGCGCCUCUACAGAGUGUCCUUCGACUACCAGGAACGCGCCAUGAUCAUCGGCAGAGGAGGACAAAAACAUCAGAAGGAUGAUCGAUGCAGUAGGGGAAGUCGGGCAGUAUUUCAGUUUUACCCAGAGAAUGAUGCCCAGGUUGAGUUGAUUGUAUCCCAGGCUAUGCGAGCGGGUUUUACUGGUGGCCUUGUUGUGGAUUAUCCAAAUUCUACUAAGGCAAAGAAAAUCUACCUUGUCUUGAUGACUGGAGGUACAACACAACUCCCUAAAGGACUUCAAGAAGAAGGAACAAGUCAAACACAAGCUUUAUACCAACGCAGGGAACAACUGAAAAAGAUUCGCUCAGGGAAGCUGUCACGUCAUGAUUGGAUAAUGAAGAAAAAAGAAAGAAGAAAACAAGGAAAAGAGGUCAGAUCUGAUUCAAAAUAUACUGGCAGGAAAAGAAGUGGGAGAUUUUAAUGAUAGAUAAAUCAAUUCUAUGAAAAAAAAAAUUUCAUCCAUUAAGUACUAUACAGAAUCUAAAUGAUAUAAUUAGCCAAGAAAUCAACUCAUUGACACUGGAGUAUUUAAUUAAUGUUUAAAUGAUGUCUUUAGGUUAUUUGUAUUCAAUAUUUUGUCAGAACUCAUUAAAGCAAAAGUUUUUUUUUUUGAAACACAAUGACCAAUAAAAGAAGUAACAUGCUUUUGUUAGUACGUAUCUAUAGAAGGGAAGCCAAUAAAAUUUAACAUAUCUCAGU
Macrobrachium nipponense is the source of this 746-nucleotide messenger RNA. Its product is annotated as probable 18S rRNA (guanine-N(7))-methyltransferase. NCBI's taxonomy places the organism in Eukaryota, Metazoa, Arthropoda, Malacostraca, Decapoda, Palaemonidae. Gene Ontology annotation, biological process: rRNA (guanine-N7)-methylation. The record is from RefSeq and is a predicted model, not a curated record. Bases 1 to 468 code for a protein of 155 amino acids. Gene Ontology annotation, cellular component: nucleolus. The transcript is spliced from 4 exons. Gene Ontology annotation, molecular function: rRNA (guanine) methyltransferase activity.